AUGAUGAGUUUGAGAAACGUAAUUUUGAAAAACAAGGCGGUACCUAUGGCAAUGAGGCUACUAUGUACCCCACAACCUUGUAUGUCGCAUCUAGUUGCAAGCAGGUGGAACUCGACAACAUCAUCAUCAUCAUCAGCAAAGCAAAAAACCCUCAAACCGUCAUCAUUUGCAUUCCCCACUGAUCCACCGCCACCCCCACAACCAUCAGCAAAGAGGCAGCAAUCUCAAGAUACAGCUACAGUAACAAGACCCGAUUCAGACGAUUUCAAGGCCACAGUUUUAGUCCAUGGUCAAACUGACAAGUCAAUAGCCAUAACUGAUCGUGCAUGCUCCAAACUCCAAUCAAUCAAGCAAGAAAAUCCUUCUGACACAGCACUCCAGAUCCAAGUUGAAAGUGGUGGCUGUCAUGGAUUUCAAUACAAUUUACACUUGAUCAACCUAGAUCAGUAUCUUAAUGAGCAUAAACUGUCAUCUGAUGUGUUUGUAUUUGAACGAUUGGGGGCUCAUAUUGUUCUUGAUGAUUCAAGUUUAACGAUUUUGCAAGAGCUGAAGUUGGAUUAUACUAAGGAAUUGAUCGGGAGUCAGUUCAAGAUUGUUGAUUCGCCGUAUACUUCGACUGCUUGUGGAUGUGGAGCUUCUUUUGAUUUUGAUUUUGAUAAAUUGGAACAAAAUAAGAAGCAACGGGAGUAG
This is a messenger RNA of Lodderomyces parapsilosis, 690 nucleotides long. It is a transcript of the gene ISA2, whose product is annotated as Isa2p. The coding region runs from base 1 to 690 and encodes 229 amino acids. The transcript has a single exon. Gene Ontology annotation, cellular component: mitochondrion. Gene Ontology annotation, molecular function: iron ion binding; 2 iron, 2 sulfur cluster binding; 4 iron, 4 sulfur cluster binding. NCBI's taxonomy places the organism in Eukaryota, Fungi, Ascomycota, Pichiomycetes, Serinales, Debaryomycetaceae. Gene Ontology annotation, biological process: iron-sulfur cluster assembly. The record is from RefSeq and is a predicted model, not a curated record.